CGAAGAAGAACUGCUCGCGGAUGUGAUUAUUUUUUUACGUUCUUAUUGGGCGAUCUCAAACGUCCAGUCCGCUCUUUCCACCUUGGCGAGGUUUGUGACAAUGCCCAGCGCGUCCUAAUAUGCGAGUCUCCGCCGAUGGCGGAUAUCCAGGACCGGACGUCACGACGUAAAUGAAAGAAAGAAACGACCGCCACAUUUGUAGCUGCUUCAGUUUUGACAGUUUGUCAGGGCGGACGAGAAGUGAGGUACAAUUCCCUUGGUUGCUGUGGAUGUCUUUUGGUCAUCUUUUAAAGACUUACUUACGGCCUCCUCACUGAGUGGCCAUCAUGGCUUCGUCCCGGCUCAAGUACCUCUCUCUGGGCGUGUUGGUAUUCCAGACCACAUCUCUGGUGCUCAUCAUGCGCUACUCUCGAACCCUGCAGGCGGAGGGCCCGCGCUACCUGGCCUCCUCGGCCGUGGUGGCGGCCGAGGUCAUGAAGAUCGUCAUCUGCCUGAUGCUCGUCUUUAAAGAACACAGUUACAGCGUGCGCGCGUUCAACAGCAUCCUCCGCCAGGAGAUCGCCUACAAGCCCAUGGAAACGCUGAAGCUAGCCAUCCCCUCUGGCAUCUACACCCUGCAGAACAACCUGCUCUACGUCGCCCUAUCCAACCUGGACGCCGCCACCUACCAGCUCACGUACCAGCUGAAGAUCCUGACCACGGCUCUUUUCUCCGUGUUCAUGCUGGGACGCCGGCUGGGCGUCUACCAGUGGCUCUCCUUAAUCAUCCUCAUGGCCGGUGUGGCUCUCGUACAGUGGCCGACGGAAUCCCCGGUGGUGGCAGAGAAGGCGUCGACGCCCACGGGCUCCCAGUUUGUUGGUGUCAUGGCCGUUCUGGUAGCGUGCUGCUCCAGUGGCUUCGCCGGCGUCUACUUCGAAAAGAUCCUGAAGGAAAGCAAACAGAGCGUCUGGAUCCGAAACAUCCAGCUCGGAAUGUUCUGCUUCGUGUUCAGCUUUGUGGGGAUGCUGAUCUUCGACGGAGACAAAGUGAUGGAAUCGGGAAUGUUCCAGGGAUACAACGGCGUCACCGUCGCUGUGGUCACGCUGCAGGCGCUGGGCGGUCUGGUCAUCGCAGCGGUCAUCAAGUACGCCGACAACAUCCUCAAAGGCUUUGCUACGUCGCUCUCCAUCAUCCUCUCGACGCUCAUCUCCUACUUUUGGCUUCAGGACUUCGACCCCACCAGCAUCUUCUUCCUGGGAGCCGCCCUUGUCAUCGGCGCCACGUUUCUCUACGGUUACGAAGGCAAGAAGCCGCCCAACCCUAGCAGGGCGUGACACUGACACUGACAGCAGGGCCAAAACUGAGGUCAGGGUGGAGUUAGGGUUAAGAGGAACAAGUCCAAAAAAAAAAAAAAAGUCAAGAAUAAUUGCUGGCUACACCUUAAGUGCCUCAGUUGGGAAAGGAAAAUGACAAAUUUUGCAUGAUCACGUCACCUGGCAAUGUCAUCAUGUGAAGAAGAGACAACCACUGGGUAAGGCUUCUCGUUACCUGCGAGCAAAUACAUGAGAGUGGAGUUUGAGUUGAUUGAAAUUUUCAGUUUGCACAGCAAGUCUUGUGCCUUUUGGAUUUUGGCGAAAUUUCAACACAAAAUUGCGAUUAUCUUGACGUUUUUGUGCGGAAAUAUAUACAGGUACUCAUUUCUGAAUUGGCGUGCGCGGUCACAGUAUCUCCUCUAGUUGGCGCCACUGGCUGCAGCUGAGAUGGAGUCAAAAGGGUUCAACGAUUGUGUUGGGAAAUGAUUAGGGGGCAUUUAUGUGUACAUUUUUUGCCUCGUUGCCAGGCAACCGAUGGCCAUAUUUGCUCAACGUGGUGACCGAUUCACUUGAGAAACACUGAGAAGAGAUUACCUUAAGUUGUUAUGAAAAUACUAAGUCGGUUACAGUGGAUGUAAAUAAUUACGCCUUUAUAAUUAAUUAGGUGAAUGAAUCUAAGAUUAAUUAAAAAAAAAAAAAGAUUUCUUCAGCUCGUGUAAUUUAUUGCGUUAAUGUCCGGGUAAAUACAUGCUCCUUUUUUUUUAAUGCCAAUCAGAGAUUUAUUUAGAGGUUUUAUUUUGAAAAGCUUCAUUUAAUUGUAUGAUUUGACUGUUAUGAUUCCUCUUGUUUCGUUUUGUGGGUGUGUUUACAUUGUUUCUGAGAAUCUUUUUAUAAAGUGGCAAAACUUG
This is a messenger RNA of Hippocampus zosterae (dwarf seahorse), 2200 nucleotides long. Its product is annotated as UDP-N-acetylglucosamine transporter-like. The transcript has 8 exons. Bases 327 to 1313 code for a protein of 328 amino acids. Gene Ontology annotation, biological process: pyrimidine nucleotide-sugar transmembrane transport. Lineage: Eukaryota; Metazoa; Chordata; Actinopteri; Syngnathiformes; Syngnathidae. Gene Ontology annotation, cellular component: Golgi membrane. Gene Ontology annotation, molecular function: UDP-galactose transmembrane transporter activity. The record is from RefSeq and is a predicted model, not a curated record.